Paramisgurnus dabryanus is the source of this 1760-nucleotide messenger RNA. RefSeq names its product basic leucine zipper and W2 domains 2 (gene bzw2). Gene Ontology annotation, cellular component: cytoplasm; membrane. Gene Ontology annotation, molecular function: protein binding. Lineage: Eukaryota; Metazoa; Chordata; Actinopteri; Cypriniformes; Cobitidae. The record is from RefSeq and is a predicted model, not a curated record.
GUCGGGGAUGAGCCCCUCUAUAUUUAGCACAGGGCAGUGAAAGGCUGCAGGAGCGCUCGCUUUCGGCUCAGGCUCUCACUCUGCGCUUGACAGGACCUCUCAGCUGAUGAGAUUUUAGAUCGCAAUACGGUGUGCUGUUGUAAACAAGGACUUUUAUGAAUACCGGUAAGCAACAGAAGCCAGUGCUUACAGGCCAGAGGUUUAAGACCAGGAAAAGGGAUGAAAAGGAGAAGUUUGAGCCUACGGUUUUCCGAGACACAAUUGUUCAAGGCCUCAACGAAGCGGGUGGUGAUCUUGAUGCUGUAGCCAAGUUCCUGGAUGUCACUGGGUCGAGACUAGACUACCGUCGCUAUGCCGACACCCUGUUUGACAUCCUUAUCGCCGGGAGCAUGCUUGCUCCUGGGGGAACGCGUAUCGACGACGGGGACAAGACCAAGGUGACAGAACAUUGUGUGUUCAGGACAGAGGAAAACCACACUGCUGUUCGCAGCUAUGCUCAGGUGUUUAAUAAACUCAUCAGAAGGUACAAGUAUCUGGAGAAGGCCUUCGAAGAGGAAAUCAAAAAGCUUCUUCUCUUCCUGAAGGGCUUUACUGAGUCUGAACAGACCAAACUGGCCAUGCUAACAGGGAUGCUGUUGGCCAAUGUCACGCUGCCGCCGGCAAUCCUCACCAGCCUCUUCAGCGAUAAUGUUGUCAAAGAAGGCAUAUCUGCUUCCUUCGCGGUAAAGAUGUUUAAAGCGUGGAUAGCGGAAAAGGAUGCUAAUGCGGUGACAUCUGCACUUAGAAAAGCUAAUCUGGAUAAGAAGCUCUUGGAACUUUUCCCUGCCAAUAAGCAGAAUGUGGAGCACUUUUCAAAGUACUUUAUAGAUGCAGGACUGAAAGAGCUGUCAGACUUCCUGCGCACGCAACAGUCUCUUGGUACACGCAAGGAACUUCAGAAAGAGCUACAGGAGCGUCUGUCCCAGCAGUGUCCCAUUAAAGAGAUUGUGGAGUAUGUGAAAGAAGAGAUGAAGAAGAACGAUCUCCAGGAGCAGGCUGUGAUUGGUUUACUGUGGACCUGCCUCAUGAAUGCUGUUGAAUGGAAUAAGAAGGAGGAGCUGGUCACUGAGCAGGCACUCAAACACCUGAAGCACUAUGCGCCUCUUCUGGCUGUGUUCAGUAGUCAGGGCCAAUCAGAGCUGGUCUUACUGCUUAAGGUUCAGGAGUACUGCUAUGACAACAUCCACUUCAUGAAAUCCUUCUCCAAAAUAGUGGUGCUCUUCUACAAAGCUGAUGUCCUUAGCGAGGAAGCUAUAUUAAAAUGGUACAAAGACGCUCAUGCUGCCAAAGGAAAAAGUGUUUUUCUGGAGCAAAUGAAGAAUUUUGUGGAAUGGCUUCAGAAUGCGGAGGAAGAGUCUGAGUCAGAGGGAGAAGAAGAUUAAAUAUAUUGUGCAUUCUGAAGAUUUUAGUGGUUUUACACUGACAGGUGUCUGUUGCAAAGCUUUUAGCACUCUAAGCUCCAUGUCACUGCAUUUGUGUCCAGAGAAACACUGAGACAAAAUUCAGGGGAAGGUUUCCGAGCUCUGUGAUAAGAGUCCAGGGGGAUACAUAUAAACAGCCUUUAAUAUAAAACACUUUGACAUGCAUUUUAUAUUAAUGAUGUUCAGGUACUGUGUUGACAGUUAUCAGUUUCCUGCUGAUUUUUCAUUUAUUGAAACUCAUGUGUGUGUCAUACAGGACUGGUUUUAAAUCUUUUUAUGAAUAAAGGUGUUUUAUAUGUA